Messenger RNA from Misgurnus anguillicaudatus (oriental weatherfish), 3293 nucleotides. The record is from RefSeq and is a predicted model, not a curated record. NCBI's taxonomy places the organism in Eukaryota, Metazoa, Chordata, Actinopteri, Cypriniformes, Cobitidae.
CUGCAUAUGUUUAUUGAUUUGCAUGUAAUCCAAUGAAACAGUUUCUAUACGUUUUUAUAGUUAUCCGCUCAUUUUGUGCAUGUAAACACACUCAGUGACUCAAAGGUGCAACAACAAUAGCAGUCUGUUUGCAUAUACAGUAUGUUUAGACGUCACUUGAAUCAUUUUUCUCCUGAUGAUGACUGCUGUUACUCUGAGAAGAGAGUUGCCAAUGUACAACAACAGGAUGUGGUGGCUACAACACUGUAGGUUCGAGCAAUUGUUUCUGUACGAUUAAAAAUAUAGGAACUUACAUUUCCAUCAUGUACCAUAUACAUUCCUGUGCUUACUGAUAGUGAUCAAAGACUAUUGUCACGGCUGUUUAUUCAAUACAGUAGGGGUUUAAGGUGGUCUUCUGGUUGGUCAGUUUGAUUGUAUCAUGUUGGGUUCAGUCACAUGGUCAAGGCAAGGGGAUAAAAUAAUAUGUUUGGGUGGUCUUGGUGUUUUUCUAGCUUUCUUUCUCUUACUGUGUGAUGUUAAUAUAAACAUAAAUGUUAUGACAACUGACAACAUUACAUGAAAUGCGAGUGGUAUAAUAAGGCGUUGUUCAAACAGGACCUUCUUUACCACAUUUCCUGUGAUGCCUGCUGCACGGUGCUCUUUAGAUGUAGCAGCAGCAGCAACGAAUCAUAUGCUUUGAGGCAGCAGAUCACAACAACAGGAAAGAGAAAAUAUAUUCCAGAAAAUAACUGGUAGUGUGAAUGAACCAGAAUCGGUGUGUAAAAAAGGUUAUCUGACCACCUCUGAAAUACCUUGAGGACAGGACAACCAACAUUUCAAGACAGCAAAAAAAAAAACCUGGCCAACUUAAUACUGAUCUCAAAAGAUGCCUUCACCACAACAGUUUUUAAAAUUGUUUAAUGGAUUUUUGAAGACCUCUCCAGGUUUCAGCUCUAUUCCAUCCAGCCUUUUGUUAAUCGGACUGGAGGAGUUGAUGGAAAGACACCUCUCAUGUCCAUGCACACAUGCGGUCAAUAUAAUUCUAAUAAUAUCCAUCUUUAUUGGACCUUUUUUGUUUAUGUUUGCAUUAAUGUUCAUUUUGUUGAGACCUUGUAAAUACAAAUGCUGUCCCUGUGGUGCAAAAAAAAACAAAGAUGAUCACCAAAUCACCCCUAAUGCAAGUAAAGCCGGGAAUGAUCAGAAGAACGCCCCUAUUGCAAGUGACGACAAGGAUGAUCAGCAAAUCGCCCCUGAUGCAAGUGCAGCCGGGAAAGAUCAGAAGAACGCCCCUAAUGCAAAUGAUAACAAAGAUGAUCAGCAGGAUUUUUGGAAAGCUUUGGGACAUUGUCUGAUUCCUCCUAUUUUUUGGAUCAUCAUUUUAUUUCUCGAUGGUGAUCAUCUAGCUUGUGGCGCAACAAAGUGGGAAGGAAAUUUUGUUUUUGAUAAAGAACUGGACAGAAAAUGGUGUCAACCCAUUGAACAGGCCAAUGCACGAAACCAGAGUGAUCUACGACGCACGUAUCAGGAGUAUAUCAACAUAUCUAAGGCUGUAGGCUAUGUGGUGCUUGCUGUAUUCGGCAUUUUGAUUGUUGUCACCGUGGGUAUUUAUGACUGCUCUACAAGUAAAACAUCUGGCUGCUGUGAUGUUGAAAAUUCUGGCUGCUGCAAAAGUGAAAAUUCUGGCUGCGGCUGGUCUAAAAUAUUUGCCUCGUGUAAAACUCCAUCUACCUGCUGCAAAGGAGCAGAUGCAGGCACAGGGGCUGUAAACAAAUCUGAAUUGUUAAAACUUAAAAGUAUAGGGGAAACCGGCACAACUGCAGAAGAGGUCAUCGAAGAGUGUGAUUCAAGUUAAAAUCUUUUUUUUUAUAUUGUGGUCCUUAGAAUUCGAUUUUCUCAAUUCAUUCUUACUUAUUAGUGAGUGGAAUGGUGGCCACUCCCAUCCAGCUCCUUGUAAUAACUGUUUAAGCAGAGCACUUUGUUUCAAUGAAUGUGUAUCCUGAGAAAGGCGUAAGCCGAAAUGCGUAGAUCUACCUUUUAACUUAGCAUGUAGCCCAAUGUAUUGAAGGCUUUAAAAAAUUUUCACUUGAGUGCCUUGGAUAUAUAUUUUUUUUCAGUAUAUUGUGGUACUUUUUUACAAAUGACUUAUCUGUGUGAUCAUUAUUUAAAAAAAAUAAUGCGCCCUCAUAAUCUUUAAUUAAAAACGCAAAUCCCUCCUUCUCCUCGAAACAACCUCUCUUUAAUUCCGGUCACAGGAUAUGGUGUGAGGGCGGGGCCUGAGAAAAGAUCGCAGCAAAUAGUAACAUGACCCAACUUCCAACGAUCCAAUCAGUUCUCAAUGGACGAAUUCAAGUCCCGCCCUACCUUCUUUCUUAUUUUUCACUUGGAUAUACUUCAUGACAGAGAAAAUUUAAGCCACGUUAAUACUUUUACUUUUUGAAAUGAAAUUUGCAUUCUUUUUACUGUUUAAAUUCUUCUUACACAUUUCUUUAUGUCCUGACUGCAUUUAACUUUUUCUUUUUGCUUUAACUUUCUAAUUUUAGCAGAACUAAAUCACAUCAGUAGCAUGAUUUAUGUUGAAACAUUUACAGUAUGUUUUCAUUUAUAACAAAAGUUGCAAAUAUAUUACUUGUUGAAUUUUUUUUUUAAAUAUAUAAAGGCCUACAUCAGAUUCAUUCAUGCAGAAGAGCAGUGCGGAGCACAACACACAAAAAGAAAACUACUUUGCAAAUAAAAACUACAGUUUUAAUUUCAGAUAGAGAUAGCGGUACAAAGGAUUGCUGCUUUAAAUAUUUACAUUUGUUAAAGACAACUGUGAUAAACUGCUCAGUAUUUGCCUGGAAACUGCACUGUAAAAUUGUUAUAUUACCAUGAUAUUGCGUAUGUAUUACCAUAACAAUACUCAGUUAUUACUGAUCUAUAAAGUAAAGUGUUACCUACAGUAUAUGUUUUCAUCUUGUGGUAUUAUCACCAAUGCCUAGAUAUUCCCAAGUUCCCUAUUUACAUUUAGCAGUAUAAGAAGAUACUGAUGCAUUGUAUCACAGAUUUUAUUUUUAAGAUUAACGUUGUAUUUCCGAUGCUUUAAAUAUGCAGUCGAAACUGAAAGUGAAACCAACUUCAAGUUAGUUUCACUUUGGAUGUUUCAUAAAAAUAUACUUCAGCACUAUAGGGGCUAUAAAAUUAAUUAUUUGUGCAAAUGUACAAACUAGAAUGUAGAAAGUUUUAUAAUUUUAUAGUUGAUUUGUACAUCCAGUGUGCUUGUAUUUUUUGUAAGUGUAAUAAAUGUUAAAAGUUUCAUACAGAAAAAUGUACACAGA